AUGCUUUUCAGCUACGCGAUUCCUCCUACUAAAACUGCACUGAAGUUAGAGAAACCUGACAAAAGGAAACCAGAAAAAGAAAUAGUACUGUCAACGUAUCAUCGAUUUCUCAGAUUGAGCGAAGUACCAUGUGUUCGACUCUCAUUGUAUCUUUAUCUUAUGCAGGCUCAUGCACCUGUUGGUAUUACAAUAACAAUCAGGAAACAGGAACAAAUGGAUGAAGAUAUAAGGUAUAUACCGGACGAAAUUUUGGAAGCUAAAAAAGCAGAACUGCUUAGCUUGGAUGAUCCAAAAACGAGGAAACUGCUCGGCUGGGAGUGA
Molecule: messenger RNA, 321 nt
Organism: Brugia pahangi
Lineage: Eukaryota; Metazoa; Nematoda; Chromadorea; Rhabditida; Onchocercidae
Source: the annotation of a GenBank genome assembly